GUAUGUAGGUUAUUCCACGUUUCCCCCUUCCUCAAAACUCCACCCCUUCUUCCUCUUUCUUGCACACCAAGUCACCUCGCCGCGCCAAACAAUAAAACGAUGGCUCCAAGACCUUACGAAAACAAAUUCCGCGUCCGCCGUCCAAACCCUACCUCAACACCCGCAGUCUACGCAGUCCCCUCAGGCCCGCACCGCGGCGUUCAUCUCCUCAGCAACGAGCCCCUCCCUUCCUCCAUCCAAUACAUGUACCGCCACCCCAUCAACGUCCACAAAUCCCUCCUCACAAUAGACCUGACCUCCACAACCACGGUUCCCAAGCGCUUCGACAGUAUCGAUGCAGCGCAACGGUAUAUCGACGCUGUUGAUGAGAAGGGACAGGAGGCGAAGGAGGGGGAUUUGCUGGCGGAGCAGUUGGCCCGUGGGUUGACCCUGGGAAGUGGGAGUGGGAGGAGGAGUGAACCAGUUUAUAGAAGUUUGCCGGAGAGUGUGAAGGGGAGUGUUAGCGAGAGGGAGAGGAGGGUCGAGGUUCUUGAUGGGAUAGUGGGAAGCGGGAGAAGGGCAAGGAAGGUUGAGAAAGGGGGCUAUAGUCGAAGUCACACCGGGGUUGGAGAACGUGGGGGCGCGGCUGCUCCGGGUGGAAGAGUGGAGAGCUGGAGGAGGGGAGUCGAGGAGAGGUUUGCCGCUCUCAGGAUUUGCGCAGGGGUUGCGGCGGGUAGGGACGAUAUGAUCGAUGAGUAAAGCGGGCUAUUGUUGAUACCGAUAUGGGUUGAUUCCAACCCAUUUCCUUUCCAUCUGUUUUCCCCAGAGCGUUCUGUGAUCAGUUGGCUAGCGUAUAGAUGUACAUCGAGUGCGUUGUUUCCUAGCACCAUGAGAUUUCUUUAUUC
Tuber melanosporum (Perigord truffle) is the source of this 884-nucleotide messenger RNA. RefSeq lists its product as uncharacterized. The coding region runs from base 100 to 738 and encodes 212 amino acids. The transcript is spliced from 2 exons. The record is from RefSeq and is a predicted model, not a curated record. Lineage: Eukaryota; Fungi; Ascomycota; Pezizomycetes; Pezizales; Tuberaceae.